GUAGAUUGUGUUUUCAAGGUCGCCUUGUGUGCUUUGUUAUUUAUCUGAAAGUGUUUAAGCCGAAAUAUCAGUGUACGUUAGCACUCUGGAUUCUUUUGAGUUAUAAGAUCAUAUCUAAAAGGAAAGUAUUACAAAUUGAGCUACCCUGAUAUGAUUAUUUAAUCCUAUUGGUGUUUCCACAUAAGUUUUCCCUAAUAAUUGUUGUCUUCAAUCGCGAAUCACAGCUCACAGUUAGUUAAACUGUUCGCUCGAAAUUCUCAUAUUCGUGAUGGAUGGCGUUGGAGUUUGAUUUUGACGGGAUAUAGGUUCUGCAAGUUGCCUUGGAUGUUCAGAUGAGUAAUGUAUUUUGUGAGAUUAUAAUGUACUCAGCUUAUUUUAUUGUAAGGUUCACGCGGCUAUUCAACCGGGGUUAGUGGCGUUUCUGGUACAAGGCUUAAGUUGAAUUACCUUGUCUGUUUUUUUACUAUUGUAUGAAAAACCGUGUGUUAUAAAGACACAAUCAGACCCAUUUUCGAAUUAAAUCACAUAAAGUUUGUGGCAAUUAUCGAAAAAUAAAUAUUUUUCCAGCGGCGUUUAAAAUAUUGGUAAAAGGCGUAUCGGAUCUCUUUAUUUCACGGAUCCGUUGAUCAUCUCUAGAUGCUUUUUUGUGAUGUUGCUAUCAUUAAUCGCUACAUUUUUAACUGUCUAUUCUUGAGACGUUUAGUAAAAUAUGAUGAGGGUACCUAACCACGUAUCUUCAUCAAUGAAGAUCGUCAGUCGCUUUUGCCUUCUAUGAUGUUCUGGAAACAUUUCUCAGUAAAAUAUCUAGUGGUCACAUGUAUCUGUUACCUUAAAAAUAUAUUUCCAUCUUGGAUAAAUGAUCUCUCAAUAUAUGAUCACAUGGAAGUUACCUAAAUUGUGUGUUGUCGGUUAGGGAUUAGUGUAUUUUUAGAAUAACAUUCACCGUGCACCUCUGAAUUCCGAAUUAUUUUCAUAUUGCUGAGCAGGUAUGCGAUUAGCUUGGACAGUUGGCAUUUUGAAUAUAAUUUAGAAAUUCAUGCAUCUGUGUAGUUGUAUGAAUGUUGUGAUAGACAAAAUCAACUUCAGACUAGCGGCUUAUAUCAAUAUAGGCUACCCUUGAUUCCAUGGUGAUACUUAUUUCACCGCAGAAUGUUGGGUUUGUGGUGCUAUCAUAAAAUCAAUCUUGUUCGACGUUUGAAAAAUUUAUUCUUUCCAUGCUAGUAAAUUUUCGCCAAACCUCUUAGGUCGUCGUUCCCAAGAAAGAUCUAUAUUAAUUGAAAACGCCUUCUAAUUCAUAUUAAAAUUAAUCGAUCGCUUUUGGACAACUUAGAUUAUCUUUGAAUCAAUGGUCCCUUUAAAUAUCGAAUUCGGCUGUUUAGAUAUGUAUUACAAAUGUCGUUCAAGAGAAUUUUAAAUUAAACAUUGCCUUGUGACCAAGACUGGAUCAAAGGAUAAUAUACUGUAUGGUGUCACUAUGCUGUUUGAAAAUCAUAUGUUUGGUUAGCAUCUGUUAGUACACCACAACUCAUAUGGGUUCCUGGAGGUCUUGCUACGUAACUUCCCUUACCCACUUAUCUUUGUUCUGUUGAUGUAUGUAUUUGCAUCGAUUUUGUAUGUUUUCAACAGUGAAAUGCUUCACUUCAUGUUCUCGAAAAAUAAUUCAUACUGGGUUAUUCGAAUUUUUUUGAGACUACGCUUUUCGAUAGUAUGAGAAGCGGGAGAUAGCCAUAUUUUCCACUUCGUUCAUCAAAAAUUAAGUACUGUUAAAGGAGACAACCACGAUACUGACAACUUUUGAGCACGCAGCAAACUUGACUGAAAUGUCAUCGGGAGGAUUUUCGGCAUGAUAUUCAUCUUGAAUGGUAUAUCCUAGUACAGAUAUUUGUCUUAAGAAAGUCCAUUCCACCUAUUUAACGGAAGUCUGAUUUACAUGAUAGAAAAUCGAUGCUCAGAAAUGUAUUCAACCACCAAUAGGCGGUCAGUUAAGAUUAUAAUUUGAAAAAUCAUACUCAUCAUUUUACAAAAAAGAUAAGAACCGUUAAACUUUCCAAGUAAAUCUUCACAUCUAUCAAUCAACUUUUAUUUUACCGGACUUACUAUAUUUACACUAUCGACUUCUGUCACAAACGUACUGUGAAUGAAAUCUUGAUGGCUUAGAAUGUCCAUCUUUUGUAAAGAUAUGAGGAUAUUUUGAUGACUUCAAUGAACUGUUCUCAUCUUGUUCAAGUUUUAAAGACUACCACUUUAACGAUGCAUAGUAAUUCUAAUUAAACUUAAUAAUUUAGUAUUGAACGAAUACAUGACAAUAUCUGAUCAAUAAGAAUAAAAUUUCAUUUAGUAUUCCGAAAAUUAAUAAACAUUUAUAUUAACAAAUUAAUUACACUGAAAAUCUAAUUGACUUCACACAUAUCCAUAUACAGAUGUAAAACGUUUACUAUAAUUUAAAAAUUACAUAGUUUCACUAAUGAAGUGGUCAUUUAGUAAUUAAAUGGAAAAAAGAAAUAUUGAUCAGAGAGUACUUCUAUUCUCUGACACUUAUUUAUUAAUCACUAGCGUUGAUUUGUUGUUCAUGUCCUAACAACACACAUUUAUUUCUAUUAGGGUUUUACUCUCUUAAAUUAUUAAGUUUAAUAUUAUUGUAUCAAUGAGUCAGCCUAUUUAUUUUUGUGAAUUAUUCAUUAAUUUAGUGCAGUUCUGAACAUAAGCGUGUUAUUUGUUGUUGCUUUAAUUUUAGCUGUCUAAAUACUAUUUAGCGAUUGUGAAUUUAUACGUAGUAUUUAAAUUAUGACAUUUAAUUAGUGUACUUUCAAACACCAGCUGGUCAACUGGCGUGAUUUAUGGAAUCAACGAAUAAUUCUAUAAAACCAUGUCAUCAUUUUUAUACUGGAACUUGACUGCGACCAUAGAAUUAUUUAGCUAUUUAAUUAAAACAUGGAAACUUCGUCAAACGAAAGUGUAUAAUAUUAGGGGUAAAAUGAAUCUGAAUGAAGUUCUUAAACCAUUUUCACUUUGAUAUGACUAAGCUAAUUUAAUAAUAAUCAUAUCUGUAAGAUAUAAUUAGAAUGAGCUUGUUCAACGUAUCAGAAUAUUCACCGUUCUGUACUUUUUUAAGUUGGUAGUUUUGGCGACUAGUGAUUGUCAGCUUCAACAGCAUCUAAAUUUUCCUAUCGUAAUAAUUUUUACUUGUUCAGAAAGGUUUUUGAUUAACUUGUUUGGCACGAAGUUGUGUUUUUACGAUUGCAAUAUUCGAUUAAAAAUUUCUCAGAAAGUGGAGAUUUCUUCUAAAAGAUAGAUAUGGCCAAUUAACAAGUAAUCGGCAACUGCAUAUAAAUCCAAUGCUUUCCUAACGUUAGAUUUCAGUUGGCUAAUAUCAAAUAUAGUGUAACACAAUGUCUUGUGACUUAAUUUGUUGAUCAGGUACAAAGUACUUAUCUUAUUGUAUUUCAUUUAGAACUAAAAAGUAGAAAGUGAUAAUGCAUUGAUAUAAGAACGUGCUAAAAAUCAUAACUUAUUAAUAGUAGACAUUAGUUUGUAAGAAAUGCCUCUAAACAAUUCACUUAAGCUACUUAAAAGUGACCUAAAACUGAUUGAUGACAUAUUUACACUCGUAUCUUUUAAAAAUUUUAUUGUUAAACACCACGGAUACUAAGAUAUGUAAAAUCAUCGACCAUAAAAUAUGUCAGCAUUUGCCCAUGGUGGUAAUAUGAUUUGAGUAUACAGACAGGUUAGUAGAUAUUUCUCAUUAGCAACUUUGUUUCAGUCAAUAACCUAUAGCAUGUUUAAGUAUAAUACUAGUAAAAAACUUUACCAAUAACGAAAUCCUCUAUUCUUUAUCAGCAUCAACUUUAAAAGUCCACAGUAUAUAGCUCCUAGUGUACUCGAUCAAUAUUUCAGAGAUCGUGAUUAAUUAUCUAAAGUAAAUCUUAUCAAAUGUUGAGAAACCUAAAAUAGAUCCAAAACUUCUAAGUAAAUUAAUCAAAUCCAACUUUGGCGAAACUACAUCGAAUUAAAUGUACAGAUCUGAGGUAUGAUAUUUGAGCAAAGUUUAUUUGUCAAAUGUGGUAGUUUUCAAUAUCUUAAGUGUUCCAACCAUUAACAUUGCAUAUACUGUAUUUCAAAUCACAUGCUUCAGUGUUUUCAAAUGAUGUUUCAAGUUAUUAUAUUCAUUUGAAUUGUAUAUCUCAUAAUCAUUAACGUAGUCUUUUAACGAGCUAAACAUAUACACAAAGUUUGCAAACACGUCAGCAUACGACACUUAUCUUUUAAAACUGAAGAAAUGUACACUAUUCAAUAUUAAGUCGUUUACUUAUUUGCAAUAAGUACUUAGAAGUGAGUAAAUUAAUUGUUGCUUGCUUAAUAGUUUGGGUAUUCUAGAAAAAUAUUGAUAAUCUUUCUUUACAAUAACAAGGUUCAGUGUUUUAGUUUAUGCUUUCAGUCUGUAUUAAUUAAAAUAUAUAAAGCUAUGAUAUUAAACCUCAUUUCUAAUCUACAAGCUUUCUAGGAAGCAAUUCUACAUUGUUUGAAAAAAGGCCGCUGGUUACUUUUAUCAAUAACCUAUAGCAUGUUUAAGUAUAAUACUAGUAAAAAACUUUACCAAUAACAAAAUCCUGUAUUCCUUAUCAGCGUCCGUCCAUACGGAUCUAACUUCAAUCUUCCUUCUAAUAGGGUUUCUAGUCCCCUGUUCUUUUUACAAACAUUUUAAUUAAUAAAAAAAGUUGCCUAGCUAUGUGGCAUUUUUGCAACAUUUCUUUUCAUGUAUCUCCAUAUUUGGUCGCCCAAACGUUCUUAGGGUUUCAGUUCCUUAUACUGAUGUAAUAGUCAAUUAAAUGCUUUACUACUGUGCAGCUAUUACAUUUCCUGUCUCACAACACGUUCAGUUACUUUUCCUCUGUAUCCUAAUAUUUUUAAUCUAUGUUUAGAUAAAUAAUGUCUGGCAAAAACAGUCAUAUGAUUAGUGAGAGCGAUGUAAGGAGUGAACCGUCGGUUUCAACUUGCCUACCGGAUAGGAAGACUUCAAGUUUGGACCACAGUGGGCCAUCUGUACCAACUAUGUCAGCAUACGUUGAUUUUCGUCCAUGGUUUAAAGGGUGGGAUCAACUUGACAUGACUCGUAAUGAGCAACAGUUCGAACAACGAUCUCAUCGACCUAAAAGGGCAUUAUCAAAAACCAGUGACGACAAUGUUUUAGGGAUUUCUUGGAAAGAAGAACAGGAAUUACGCAAAGCCAUGUAUGUUUCUCUUAGAGAUCAACAACAAACAAAUUCGGAUUCCAGUCCUUGCAAUCACCUCAUGACCUUACGUUUCCAAUUGAUAAAACAACCAUGUAUAUCAGGACCUAGCAGUGCGAAAUCGGGUUUAGCGAAGCCACGAUCAAUCAUUCAGUUUAAGCAUUCUAGAAAACAAAUUCGCCCGAAAUUUGUCUCUGCGAAUACCAUCUUUCCUAAAACUAGAAACGCUUCCGAGAGUUCUCCCAAUAAAGAAGUAUUAAAAUGUGAUUCAAACAGCAAUAAAACAAAUGUUGAAUCAACUGAUGACAAUCACAAACCAUAUGUUGUAAAUACUUCACAAAACACUAGCCACAUUUGCUUACGAAAUUUAUACCAUAGAAGAAAUCCAACUAAUCAUAUUAAUGUCGACAAUCAGUUGAUUGAUAACGAUGCUAACAAGCAAACCUUAUCUAGUUCUGCUGAAACAUUUGAAGUUAACAAUUUAUCAUCAAAUUCUGUCUCAACUAACUAUAGUCGACGUCCUACUUUGAUGACUGCUUCAAAUUACUUGAAAUCAAAUUCGACUAACACGAACAGUACUCAACGGAAAUCUGUUAUUAGAAAAAGUCCUAAUUCAUCGACUUUAAGAAAUGGCUCUUUCCGAUCAGAGAACAUUGAUACAUUCGCUACAUGCAGCUCUCCGAAGAAAUCGAUACACAGUUUUAAAAGAAGAUCUAAACAACUGAUUAGUUCAGUCAGUCAAAUAUUACCUAUUACAGAACCUGAUGAUAACACACCUAAAUGUUUUUCAAACCUUUAUUGUGAGAGUGAUUUCCAGUUGCUUUCAAAAUCACCAUAUGAACCUUGGCAAGAUGAUAUUGGUCGACUUGCUUCAGUGCAUGAUUUCAUUAACUUUGUAUGCUUUCACGACUGCUCAGCGACUGGAGAUCCUAAUACAGAAUGGUUCGCCAGUCCAUACAAUAUGCAGAGUUUACCUGUGCCACGUACGUUACAAAGUAAUCUAGGGACAUCUAACUCCGAUCAUAAUAAUAAAAAAUGUCCUAAAAACCCCAACAUAUCAACUCAGCGCAAAAGUUACGAAUCUGCAAACUUACACCGUAUAAUCAACAACGUUGCAAAUCGUCAAUCUAUAAAAUGUUCACCAGUCACAAGGUCAACUAGUUUAUGCGUAGCUAAAAAGCUUGCAUCUAUUCAACCAUCUCCGGCUGUAUAUUCUUCAAAAUCACUCAUUUCUUCACCUUUAAAAAUGGAUGUACCUGAUAAUUGCUUUUUGUUUGAUGGAUACAAAGUUUGCGUCGAGGAAAAUGAGCCGUCCUCCACAACUGUAAUAUCUUCAGCUGCAUCCUUUCAAACAAGUAAACUUAAGGUCAUGGACCACUAAGUUCAAUCUAUAAUAUUCGUUAUCAUCGGUUGUCUGUUCAGUUUUAUCCCAUUUUUUGUGUGGAUUCUCUAUGUGCUCAGAAUUUUAAUAUAAUUCACAAUAAUACCGUGAGAUGCAUUUACUUUCCUAAUUUUCAUUAAUUUAUCUAUUAUGUUUAUUCUGUUGUUUUUUUAAUACACAUUAUUUACUUUCGAA
Schistosoma intercalatum is the source of this 6804-nucleotide messenger RNA. Lineage: Eukaryota; Metazoa; Platyhelminthes; Trematoda; Strigeidida; Schistosomatidae. The record is from the annotation of a GenBank genome assembly.